Messenger RNA from Papilio machaon (common yellow swallowtail), 3081 nucleotides. RefSeq lists its product as uncharacterized. The coding region runs from base 1 to 3081 and encodes 1026 amino acids. The transcript has a single exon. Gene Ontology annotation, molecular function: zinc ion binding; nucleic acid binding. The record is from RefSeq and is a predicted model, not a curated record. Lineage: Eukaryota; Metazoa; Arthropoda; Insecta; Lepidoptera; Papilionidae.
AUGCCGAUAGGUAAAAUUGAAGCAUUUUCGUUAAGUUCAAAACAGUGGACGGCAUAUAUACGCCGCGUUAAUCAAUAUAUUUUGCUGAAUGAAAUACGCGACGAGUUGAAGGUGCCUACUUUAAUAACGGUUGUUGGUGAAGAAACUUAUGCUUUAAUGUGCGAUUUGUGUGCGCCGGCUUUCCCAGAAGACAAGACGUACGAGCAAUUAGUACGGCUAGUGACAGAGCACUUGGAGCCGCAGCGCUCGGAGAUCGCGGAGCGACACGUGUUCCGGCUGCGACGUCAACGGCCCGGCGAGUCGCUCACCGACUAUUUACAAGCGCUGAAACAUCUCGCGGCCACCUGCAAUUUCGGCAAGUGCAACACAUGCUCGACCAUCGAGGAGAACUUACGCGACCAGUUCGUAUCAGGUCUGGCUAGUGAUGCGAUGCGUGCAAGAAUAUUUGCUGAAAAGAAGAUUCAGUACAAGGAGGCGGUGGAGCUCGCACUGGCACUCGAGGCAGCAGAACGGCAUGCUGAGGUCAGUGGCAGCACAGGAGCUUCGGUGACGGACUCAUCUCCAGCAGCGGCCGAUGGGAGCUCGGCCGAGGGGCUGCAUUACACGCGCCCGGGCAGCGGGGGACGCGGCGUGCGGGGCACGCAAUCUCUGCGGUCGGCCCAGGCGGGGAGUACGGCGGGAGGCUCGGCGAACGACGCGCCGAGCGGAACGGCAACAGGACCGAGCGGAGCGGCAACGGGGCCGAGCGGAGCGGCAACGAGUGUCCGCGCGUGUUGGCGUUGCGGGAAAGCUCACGCGGCGGCUGGGUGCCGAUUCAAAACAUACACUUGUGAUAAGUGCGGCCAGCGAGGCCAUAUUAAAGUGAUGUGUAAAGUGCGGGGCAGUGUUGGCCUACAGAAUUACGUGAGUGAGGAGUCGGACGACGGUCUAUAUGAGAUCGACGAAGACGAGGGUUUGUACGAGGUAGCAGCGAAAGGUACCAAACCAUACUUUAUUAAUUUAUUGAUCGAUAACAAGAUUUUGAAAUGUGAAAUAGACACCGGUAGUCGUAUCUCGGCGAUCGCGGAAGAGUGCUACCGUAGCAUGUUUUCGCAUAAAAAAAUUAAUAAAGAUAAUAUUUGUCUACGUUCGUACUCUGGUUCACGGAUUGAGUCUCUCGGUUACAUCGAGGUGAAUGUUAAGUUAGGGAAUAAGCAUUGUGACUCAUUGCAUUUGUAUGUUAUAAAAGGCGGCGCACGGCCGUUAUUAGGUCGAGAGUGGAUGCAGGCUUUAAAUUUAAAACAAAUAACACUCAAUGUAAUCCGAGACGACGAUUUUGUGAAUCAGUUAUGUAAAGAAUUUCCGGAAGUAUUUAGUGAUAAGCUAGGCACAUGCAAGCGGACCAUUCGAUUACAGCUCGUUGACAAGGAACCGGUUUAUUUGCGCGCGCGGCCACUACCGCUUGCGCUGCGGGCGCGGGUUGAGCGGGAGCUCGCUCGUCUUGAGGCGGACGGCGCCAUCUAUCGCGUCGAAUAUUCAGACUACGGCACGCCCAUUGUGCCGGUCGUUAAGAGUAACGGGGACAUAAGAAUUUGUGGGGAUUAUAAAAUGACAAUUAACCCCAAAUUAAAAAGAGAUUUUUAUCCGUUACCUCGUAUUGAGGAAUUGUUUGCGAGUCUGAGGGGAGGUGAAAAAUUUACAAAAAUUGAUUUAAGGCACGCUUAUGAGCAGUGUCUUCUUUCCGAGGACUCGCAGCCAUGCACCGCCAUCACCACGCACAUGGGGACUUUUGCGUAUCGACGCACUCCGUAUGGUCUGUCCUGUAUACCUGAGAAGUUUCAAAAAUUAAUGGAGGAGACAUUACGCGGGGUGGCGGGGUGUGUUGUAUUUUUAGAUGACAUAUGUGUAACGGGGUCGAAUCAAAGUGAACACAUAAGAAAUGUAAGAGCUGUACUCGAACGGUUACGCGACAUGGGACUUACAGUGAAGUUUGACAAAUGUAAAUUCUUGCAGGACAGUGUAAAAUAUUUGGGCUUUAUUAUUAACAAGGAUGGGCUGCGACCCGAUCCGGAGAAAUUGGAAUCCAUUUCCAGCGCACCCACACCGGAGAACGUCACUCAAUUAAAAAGUUUCUUAGGGUUAUUAAAUUAUUAUGGACGAUUUAUUUCGAAUUUAAGUACAAUUUUACAUCCUUUGCAUAAUCUGCUAAAAAAGGGGGUCGGCUGGAAGUGGGAUUCCGAAUGUAAAAAAGCCUUCAACGAGGCGAAGCGAUCACUUCUUAGCGAACGGGUACUGGCGCAUUACGAGGAGGGGCGGGAACUUGUAAUAUCCGUGGACAGCAGUGCGUAUGGGUUGGGCGCUGUGCUCGCGCACCGCUACGACGACGGCAGCGAGCGCCCCGUUAGCUGCGCCUCGCGCACGCUUAACGCGGCCGAGCGCAACUACAGCCAGCUCGAUAAAGAGGCGUUAGCUAUUUUAUUUGGCAUCACCAAACACCAUCAGUACCUUUUCGGGAGACGGUUCACGUUGCGCACCGAUCAUCAGCCCCUAACAUACAUUUUUGGAGGCAAGGGUAGUAUCCCCCAGACGGCCGCGAGUCGGCUGCAGCGUUGGGCGGCACGCUUGGCCGCAUACGAUUUUAAAGUCGAAUUCGUUCGAUCGGCGGACAACGGUCCGGCCGAUGCAUUGUCUCGCCUACCCUUGGCUAAGGAGGGUCGCUCCGUGGACUCGGUCGAUUAUUUAGACUUAGUAGAGGAUUCGGUACCCGUUGGUUAUAAGGACGUCGCUAGGGAGACCGAACGCGACGCGUUAUUAUGUAAAAUUAAGCGUUAUGUUAUGUUCGGCUGGCCGACGGCCCCGAGUUGCGAUGAGGAAAGACCUUAUUUUGCUAGGAAACAGGAUUUCGCAAUUGAACACGGCUGUUUGAUUUAUAAAUAUAGGAUUGUAAUUCCUACUGUCUUACAACAAAAAGUUUUGGAGGAAAUUCAUGAUGGCCACCUUGGUAUGAAUAAAAUGAAAUGCUUGUCUAGAAGUUAUGUGUACUGGGCCACCAUGGAUAGAGACAUAGAGGAGACGUGCAGGGCAAAAUGCACUCAAAAGUAA